Vanrija pseudolonga is the source of this 1669-nucleotide messenger RNA. It is a transcript of the gene mao, whose product is annotated as Amine oxidase [flavin-containing]. The record is from RefSeq and is a predicted model, not a curated record. The transcript is spliced from 2 exons. Lineage: Eukaryota; Fungi; Basidiomycota; Tremellomycetes; Trichosporonales; Trichosporonaceae. Gene Ontology annotation, molecular function: oxidoreductase activity. Bases 38 to 1669 code for a protein of 543 amino acids.
UCUAUCGGCGCGUUAUCGUUGCGGAGCAGUCGAGUCGAUGUCCGGGGCGGUGGUCACGAGGGGGCCGGGUCACACUGUGGGGCGGCUACUCGGCCUCGUCGCCAACGCCCUCAGUGGCACUGGUACGAGGUAUAAAGCAGCAGCCGUGGCGCCCCACCGCAGCAUCAGCACCACCACCACUGGCCUCCCUCCCCUCACACACCUCCCCAUGACCCACAGCGACAUCAUCGUCAUCGGUGGUGGCCUCUCGGGCCUGUCGGCCGCGCGCAAGCUCCACGAAGCAGGCAAGACCGUCACCGUACUCGAGGCGCGCGACCGCGUCGGCGGCAAGACGUGGUCUGUGCGUACCAAGGCCGGCGGCAACGUCGAGCUCGGCGCCGCGUGGAUCAACGAGCACACGCAGCCGACUAUCACUAGGCUGGCGGAGGAGGCAGGUAACCGGUACUUCGAGCAGAACGUCGACGGGUCGGCGAUCGUGUACCACUCGCGCUCGGGAGAGCGGGCUUUGUUCCCCGGCGCGACGGUCAACGAGCUCGACCCCAAGGACCCACUCUACACACUCAAGACGCAGCUGCAGGCGCUAUCUGACAGCGUCGACCUGGCCGACGUGUCGCGCACCCCGAACGCGCAGGAGCUCGACGAGCUCAGCGCGUACACGUGGUUCCGGGAGGCGGGGGCCACGCCACAGCAGAUCCACGAGGACCUCGAGCCGAUCGUCGGCACGAUCUGGGGCGGGACCGCGCGCGAGAUCUCGUUCCUCUACCUCCUGCACUACGUCAAGACGUGCGGCGGCUGGGUGUCCCUCAUCUCGGACAACCACAAGGGCGGGCAGUACCAGCGCACGCGGAACGGCAACCAGUCCAUGUCGCUCUACCUCGCGUCGCUGCUCCCCGAGGGCACGGUCCGCCUCGAGCACCCCGUCUCGAGCGUGACUCGCACGCGCGACAUUGUCGUCGUCGGUACGCGCUCCGGCGCGAGCUUCACCGCCGACGCAGUCAUCCUCGCGCUCCCGACCCCGCUGUACUCCAACAUCCGGUUCGAGCCCCAGCUCCCUCUGCUCCAGCGGCAGGCGGUCGAGCGCUCGUUUGUCGGCUACUACUGCAAGGUCAUCCUCGUGUACGACCGCCCGUGGUGGUACGAAGCGGGGUACUCUGGCUCAAGCUUCCUCCCCGACGGGCACGUGGCGAUCACGCUCGACUCCUCGGAUGGAAUCUAUGCUCGCGGGCUGGACGCGCGCGGCAUGGCGCCAAGGCAGUACUCGCUGACCUGCUUCGUGACCGACCAGCGCGGGCUCAAGUGGUCCCAGCUGCCCAAGGCCGAGCGGCACGCGGCGGUCAUCGCUGAGGUUGGCGCGGCCUUCCAGCGCCCGCAGGACGCAGCGCACCCCGUCGAGAUCUUCGAGCUCGAGUGGAUCAACCAGGAGUGGUCGCGCGGCGCCCCCGUCGCACUGUACCCGCCCGGCCAGUUCCUCCUCCUCGCGCAGGCGUCCGGUGCGCCGACCGACCGCCUCUUCUUCGCGGGCACAGAGAAUUCGCCUUCGUGGAAGGGAUACAUGGAGGGCGCGGUCAUCGCCGGUCGCAACGCCGCGGGCCAGGCAAUCGAGUGGCUCAACGGGCCUGGGAGGAAGGGCAAGCUUCGCCGCGGAGAGGUUGUGGCGGGCAAGCUGUAG